AUGAUUUCCACUUCUAACGUCUUCCACGGUGUCGCCCAUGUCACUAUAACCGGCUGCCUCGCCGCCACCUUCUUCAAGCAGACCGUCUUCGACACCACGCGUCAGGAACUGUACAGCGCAGGCGACCGCCUUUCAGUCGGCGCUGCAGUCGCGAAUUUCUGCCUCAAGACGGCCUGCCUGGUUCUUGCUUCACACAGAACCACGAAAAAGAUACUGAAUGGCGAUUUCACCCUCGACGACAACCCACCACCCGACAUCUAUACACCCGCUCCGUCAAGAAUCCAGAGGCACAAGCGCUUCUCCAUUGACUCGGACAUGACCUUUGUGGCCGACGAUGACGACUACCUCAAGGAUUUCGACACCCCCCCAACUCCAGAACUCCCCCUUGCAACCACCGACUCGUCUACCACAUUAAUAUCAACAGUGCAUUUUUUCAACACUAAUCCACCUCAGCCUAUUACCAUUCCGCCAAAGCCUCCGGAUACUGUGCGCAUCGCCAACCGGCGCAAACAUCAGCAUUCUGCUCGUUUGCGCGCCGCCCGAUCACGAACUUACCUUGGCCGCCUCCAGCAACUUCAUGAUGAGAUCCUCGCUGACAAAGCAGCUCUCAUCGAUGGCUGGGCCGACGCCAUGGCUAAGCUCGGCCUCACAUCCACCCUGGCGCCCCCAGACUAGAACGGUACAAAUUAAUCCACAACACUACUCGUAUCCCGCCGAAGACGCGUACCCGCCUCCCUCGCUGUCCCCUACGACCAGGAGCUUCACCGCCCAAGAAGUCGAGGCCACCGCCCACCGCUCGCGGUCCCAAACACACAUUCUAGCCUCAGUCUACUCUUUUUCCUUCACCAUGUAACGGUCUCUUGAUUUGUUUCUUCCUCUUUCUUUUUAUCUGUAUGUACUUGACUGCGCGUUUCUUGUGGAAUUAUCUCUCUCGUCUAUUUUACGAUUUAUCUCAUUGCCAAUGUUUCUUGUAUAUUCGUGCAUGUACGAAGACGUAUCAUAUAUCGACGCCUGUAGUUU
Messenger RNA from Suillus subalutaceus, 1020 nucleotides. RefSeq lists its product as uncharacterized. The transcript has 4 exons. NCBI's taxonomy places the organism in Eukaryota, Fungi, Basidiomycota, Agaricomycetes, Boletales, Suillaceae. The record is from RefSeq and is a predicted model, not a curated record. The coding region runs from base 1 to 675 and encodes 224 amino acids.